This is a messenger RNA of Symphalangus syndactylus (siamang), 1753 nucleotides long. RefSeq names its product endogenous retrovirus group K member 21 Gag polyprotein. Gene Ontology annotation, biological process: viral process. The record is from RefSeq and is a predicted model, not a curated record. NCBI's taxonomy places the organism in Eukaryota, Metazoa, Chordata, Mammalia, Primates, Hylobatidae.
GAAGAGGUCGAGACCAGCUUGGGCAACAUGGUGAGACGUACGCUCGAGUGUGGUCAUUGAGGACAAGUCGACGAGAGAUCCCGAGUACGUCUACGGUCAGCCUUACGGUAAGCUUGUGUGCUCGGAAGAAGCUAGGGUGACAAUGGGGCAAACUAAAAGUAAAACUAAAAGUAAAUAUGCCUCUUAUCUCAGCUUUAUUAAAAUUCUUUUAAAAAGAGGGUGAGUUAGAGUAUCUACAAAAAAUCUAAUCAAGCUAUUUCAAACAAUAGAACAAUUUUGCCCAUGGUUUCCAGAACAAGGAACUUUAGAUCUAAAAGAUUGGAAAAGAAUUGGCAAGGAACUAAAACAAGCGGGUAGGAAGGGUAAUAUCAUUCCACUUACAGUGUGGAAUGAUUGGGCCAUUAUUAAAGCAGCUUUAGAACCAUUUCAAACAGAAGAUAGCGUUUCAGUUUCUGAUACCCCUGGAAGCUGUGUAAUAGAUUGUAAAGAAAAGACAGGAAGAAAAUCCCAGAAAGAAACGGAAAGUUUACAUUGCGAAUAUGUAGCAGAGCCGGUAAUGGCUCAGUCAACACAAGAUUUUGACUAUAAUCAAUUACAGGAGGUGAUAUAUCCUGAAACGUUAAAAUUAGAAGGAAAAGGUCCAGAAUUAGUGGGGCCAUCAGAGUCUAAACCACGAAGUCCUCUUCCAGCAGGUCAGAUGCCCGUAACGUUACAACUUCAAAUGCAGGUUAGAGAAAAUAAGACCCAACCUCCAGUAGCUUAUCAAUACUGGCCGCCGGCGGAACUUCAGUAUCGGCCACCCCCAGAAAGUCAGUAUGGACAUCCAGGAGUGCUCCCAGCACCACAGGGCAGGGCGCCAUACCCUCAGCCACCCACUAGGAGACUUAAUCCUAUGGCACCACCUAGUAGACAGGGUAGUGAAUUACAUGAAAUUAUUGAUAAGUCAAGAAAGGAAGGAGAUACUGAGGCGUGGCAAUUCCCAGUAAUGUUAGAACCGAUACCACCUGGAGAAGGAGCCCAAGAGGGAGAGCCUCUCACAGUUGAGGCCAGAUACAAGUCUUUUUCAAUAAAAAUGCUAAAAGAUAAGAAAGAGGGAGUAAAACAGUAUGGACCCAACUCCCCUUAUAUGAGGACAUUAUUAGAUUCCAUUGCUCAUGGACGUAGACUCAUUCCUUAUGAUUGGGAGAUUCUGGCAAAAUCGUCUCUCUCACCUUCUCAAUUUUUACAAUUUAAGACUUGGUGGAUUGAUGGGGCACAAGAACAGGUCCAAAGAAAUAGGGCUGCCAAUCCUCCAGCUAACAAAGAUGCAGAUCAACUAUUAGGAACAGGUCAAAAUUGGAGCACUAUUAGUCAACAAGCAUUAAUGCAAAAUGAGGCCAUUGAGCAAGUUAGAGCUAUCUGCCUUAGAGCCUGGGAAAAAAUCCAAGACCCAGGAACCGCCUGCCCCUCAUUUAAUACAGUAAGACAAUGCUCGAAAGAGCCCUACCCUGAUUUUGUGGCAAGGCUCCAAGAUGUUGCUCAAAAGUCAAUUGCCAAUGAAAAUGCCAUAAAGUCAUAGUGGAGUUGAUGGCAUACAAAAACGCCAAUCCUGAGUGUCAAUCAGCCAUUAAGCCAUUAAAAGGAAAGGUUCCCACAGGAUCAGAUGUAAUCUCAGAGUAUGUAAAAGCCUGUGAUGGAAAUGGAAGAGCUAUGCAUAAAGCCAUGCAUAUGGUUCAAGCAAUAGCGGGAGUUGUUUUAGGAGGACAAGUUAGAA